Messenger RNA from Oppia nitens, 788 nucleotides. RefSeq names its product eukaryotic translation initiation factor 5A-like. Gene Ontology annotation, molecular function: ribosome binding; RNA binding; translation elongation factor activity. The record is from RefSeq and is a predicted model, not a curated record. Lineage: Eukaryota; Metazoa; Arthropoda; Arachnida; Sarcoptiformes; Oppiidae. The transcript is spliced from 6 exons. Gene Ontology annotation, biological process: positive regulation of translational termination; positive regulation of translational elongation. The coding region runs from base 1 to 714 and encodes 237 amino acids.
AUGAUCACAAGAUCUCUGGUGGAACCGGAUUCUGUUAGAAGCGCUCAACAUUUCAGAGAUGUAACCAAACGGAGGCUCUCUAUCAUUGGUACGGAGGCUACCGAUGGCCAGAGCUGUCCACUAUAUAGCCCGAAACGGCUUGAUAUUGUUUCCAGCAGUGAUGAGUGCACUGUUAGUCCAAACACCAGCGGCAAUUCGGGUCAGUCAGCCCUGAAUCUAUCGUUAGGACCGAAACCACUGCCUAUUGAGACCAGUCAACCGAACCAAAUGUUUCUAAAGUUUUUCAGUCCAACAUAUCAGAUACAGUGUUCAUCAUUGCGUAAGAACGGGUUUGUUAUGAUCAAAGCCCGUCCCUGUAGGGUAUUGGAGAUAUGCACCAGUCUAUCACAUUUGGUUAGUUUUUGUAGUUAUUUAUUAAUAGGCAAUGAUAUCUUUAGUGGCGAACAAAUUGAGGCCCAAAUACAAGAGAGUCAAUACAUUGAUGUACCGAACAUAAUAUAUUGCGAUCUUCAGUUGACUGGCAUUAGUGACGAUGGCUUCGUCACACUAAUGAACGAAAAGGGCGACACUCGCGAUGAUCUACGCGUACCGGACGGCGAAAUGGGCACAAAGAUACGUGAAGAGUACGGCAAAGAGGACAACACUGUUAUUGUAACAGUGAUGUCUGCUGUCGGUGAGGAAGCGAUAAUCGCCUGUAAGAACGCCACCUCAUAGUCGGAUGACUUCCCCAUUGUUUAUAAGAAGAAAUAAUUUUUAAAAGAAAUGUCAAAUAUAUGUAUCCAAUUGUG